Molecule: messenger RNA, 2082 nt
Organism: Rhodamnia argentea
Lineage: Eukaryota; Viridiplantae; Streptophyta; Magnoliopsida; Myrtales; Myrtaceae
Product: UDP-rhamnose/UDP-galactose transporter 6
Exons: 6
Coding region: 627-1634 (335 amino acids)
Cellular component (GO): Golgi apparatus
Molecular function (GO): UDP-galactose transmembrane transporter activity; antiporter activity
Source: RefSeq, a predicted model, not a curated record
GCUGCUUGGUUUCUUUGUUUUCUUGGGUAACGGUGGAAAAAUCAAACUACCAAUCAGUCCCUUCGCUGGUUUCCUCAGAAAAGUCGCCUCCUUUCUGAUCUGAAUCUCACUCCUCGCUCCAAGUUCAACGCACCCACCGAAUAUUUUUCUCCUCCGGUGACUCCACACAUCACGGAAUUGACCCCAAAAUCAGAUCGCUCUUGAACGAAGUUCUAAAUUCGUGAUGGAGUCGGACGAAAAUGGUGUUCGCAUCUUUCCAUGGAUAUAAAAAUGGAGGGUGUUGUCUUUCUCAUUCGUUCUCUACCCCCAAGUCUUGUUUUUUUGUUUUCUCUCCUCUUGUGACUCGUUUUCUGUAUUUUCCUUUCAAUAAUCAAGAAAAGCAUUGAAUUUCACGGCAAGAAGUAGCUGACACUUUGCGUUGCGUCCUCCGUUGCGUGGCGUCCUCCAUCUCUCUACAUUAGAGUUGGAAUUCGCAUGAAGGGCACUCGCACAGAGACAGGGCCCGUCUCGACAUACUCUGAAGGUUUUUCUCAAGAGAUAAGGAAGUUGCGACAUCACGGUGCAGUGUUUGAUUUUUAUAAAGGUUGAGCGGCAGUGACAGUAGUGAUUCAACGAGAGAGAAGAACAUGUCUUCGGCAACUAAGGCUCAUAAAAAGGCAACUGUCGAUGCAGCAGCGUGGAUGUUUAACAUUGUCUCCUCUGUGGGAAUAAUACUCGUUAAUAAAGCUCUGAUGGCUACGUAUGGUUUCAGAUUUGCAACAACUUUAACCGGUCUUCAUUUUGCAACAACAACCAUGUUGACCCUUGUUUUUAGGUGGCUUGGUUAUAUUCAGCCCAUGCAUCUACCUGCGAGUGAGAUCUUGAAAUUUGUUUUGUUCGCCAACUUCUCCAUUGUUGGAAUGAACAUCAGUCUGAUGUGGAAUUCUGUCGGAUUUUACCAGAUUGCAAAGCUGAGUAUGAUACCAGUGUCUUGUUUUCUCGAAGUUGUCUUGGACCAAGUGCGGUAUUCAAGGGAUACAAAGCUCAGCAUUGUAGUCGUUCUCCUUGGGGUGGCGUUUUGUACCGUCACUGAUGUCAGUGUUAACUUCAAGGGCUUUCUAGCUGCCUGCAUAGCAGUCUGGAGCACUGCUUUGCAGCAAUAUUAUGUUCACUUUCUUCAAAGAAAGUAUUCGAUAGGAUCGUUUAACCUACUUGGGCGCACAGCUCCUGUGCAGGCAACUUCUCUGCUUAUAGUAGGACCCUUUUUUGACUACAUGUUUACCGGUGAAAGAGUUGAUGCCUACCACUACUCUACCAUAUCUGUUGCAUUCCUGAUCCUCUCUUGUACCAUUGCAGUGGGUACCAACCUCAGCCAGUUCAUCUGUAUAGGCAGGUUCACAGCCGUGUCUUUCCAAGUGAUUGGGCACAUGAAGACCAUACUUGUCCUGACCUUAGGAUUCAUAUUCUUCGGGAAAGAGGGUCUCAAUGUGCAAGUAAUAUUGGGCAUGGUUGUUGCCGUGAUAGGGAUGAUUUGGUAUGGCAACGCCUCCUCCAAACCAGGAGGAAAGGAACGUAUUAGCUUCUCGAGUCAGAGCAACAAAAUCCAGAAGCCGGAAAGCCUACUAGAGUCCACUGAACAGGAAGAUAAGGUCUAAAGAGGGUUCAAAAGGUUGGUGAGAUGUAUACCAAGAAUUCUCUCUUUCGAGGAGUCGUUAUACUGAGCACACAUCCGAUUUACUGCAAUUGGUGGGUCAAGAUCAUGAGUAACUUGGAAGAAUUCUUAUCAAGAGAAAUAAUGAGAAUAAUUCUUUUCACACGACAGUUCAUUUUCUUGUCGUUAAUUUUUUUUUUUUUUUUAAGUUAUAGAAGCCAUUGAAAUGAGCCAAUCGCAGCCCUAAAUGUUACUCUCAUUUUCUUGUUCACCUUCUACACCGAGCCAUUGCUGUAUCGAAUGAGGUUUGUACAUUGAGCUGCCCUUCCCAUUUUGGUAACUAUCAUAGUGAAUUGUCAAACUCUGAAGAUAGAUCAGGCCGUGCGAGUUGGAGCCUUUUCUUGUUCAACUGGUGUACUUUGUGUAAAAUGACAUAAUAAACCAAAUUCAUC